AUGUUUCCUGCCAACCUCAGCCUGGAGAGCAGGGUCCCCAGGGCCCACAGGCCUGGAGAGGCAGGCGGUGGCGCCAAUGCAAACAGCGUACCACCUAUUUCAGACCCUCACAACCCCCCACCCACAGAAGAGAUGGCCGUGAGGAUGAGGUCCAACGAUCUGCUCACUGGAGGACACAGUUCUGCCUGGUUACUGCAGGAUAGAUGCAAGGGGAGAGAAGAUACCAGGCUGCCAGGUCCCAGACACCCCUCAGAGCCUUUGCUCACACUGUUACCCCUGGCAGUCCCCACACCCUCCCUGCUCCGCACCAUCUAG
Messenger RNA from Rangifer tarandus platyrhynchus (Svalbard reindeer), 315 nucleotides. The record is from the annotation of a GenBank genome assembly. Lineage: Eukaryota; Metazoa; Chordata; Mammalia; Artiodactyla; Cervidae.